UCCAUACCUCACUAUGUCUAAAAGCAAAUUUUAUUUAACUUUUCUAACCAGUUUUUCUUUUUCAGAUUCAUCUUCGGAAAGAGCGUUUAUGUUUAAGCCCGGUUCCUGCUCUAAAGGAGUUUGUUCUCCAGAAGCUGCUUGCGUAUCAUACGAAAACAACACCUUUAUUUGUUUAUGUACCCACGAUUCCCACCCGCCCACAAUCGAUGGACGUUGUCCGACCAGGAACGUAGUGCCCCUUCAUUCUGGACGAAGAAUUAUUGGAGUACGUCCACCUGUUGAUAAUGGCACGGCGAUUAAGAAUAAAACAGCAUUAGCUAACCUUAAUUCAACAACUUCUGGUGCAAAAGUAUUUGGACAACCAGUAAUUAAUGAUCCAAGCACGUUCGCACAACAAAGUUAUCUAUUGGUUUCAUUACUUGGAACUUGCAUAGUUUUGUUUAUCAUCGUACUAUUUUGUUGUGUAAUUUAUAAAAGAAAAAGUAUGAAAUCCAACGCGCCGUCGAUUAGAGUGUUAAAAACAAAUCCUUUGAUGGCCGAUAGAUACGCGCCAAAUCCUCAAUAUUCUACAUGCCCAAGUACGGCGGCACCAAUUUUGAAAAGAGAAAACUUGAUGUUUUUGAAUGAAAUUGGAGAGGGAUGUUUUGGAAAAGUUUAUAAAGGUGAAUUACAAACUGGAUCUAAUCAAGCAGAAAUCGUCGCCAUAAAAGUUUUAAAAGAAACAGCAUCCAGAGAAGCCGAAGAAGAUUUCUUACGAGAAGUAGACAUAAUGAGCGCUUUUAGACAUACAAAUAUUUUGUCUCUCCUUGGUGUAGUACUAAGAGAAAAUUCAGUAAGUCCCAUGAUGGUUUUUGAAUACAUGCCACACGGAGAUUUGGCAGAAGUUUUAAGAGCCCAAAAAAGACAAAGAAUCGAAGAUGAAUGCAAACCAAUUUUAACCACCAAACAACUUCUGUCCAUCGCUUUACAAAUAUCAGCAGGAAUGAGAUAUUUAGCCGCCCAAAGAUUCGUCCACCGAGAUUUGGCCUGCAGAAAUUGUUUAGUUGCCGAUGGACCUAUUGUUAAAAUUGCAGACUUUGGAAUGAGCAGAGAUGUUUAUACAUGCGAUUAUUACAAAAUUGGUGGAUCAAGACUUCUUCCUGUUAGAUGGAUGUCUCCUGAAUCAAUAAUCUACGGUAGAUUCACGUUAGAAUCGGAUAUUUGGUCGUAUGGAGUUGUUUUAUGGGAAAUUUAUAGUUUCGGUAAACAACCGUAUUAUGGUCAUACAAACGAAGAAGUUGUCAACCUUAUAUUACAAGGAAUCAUGUUGAUCCCGCCCGAAGAUAUUCCACAGGUUAUUUGCGAAUUAAUGCAAAUGUGUUGGAAAACUCAAGCGAAGGAUAGGAUCCGUUUCAGUGAUAUUUACACGAAAUUGGAAAAAGCUUAUGACUCCCACGAAGAUUUUGAAAACGAAAAAUUGAUUAAUAGUUUAAAAAGGCUACCAAGACCUCCACCUAUUCCACUUACUCCUUGUUUGGAUUUGUUGGAUAAACAAGGAUAUUUGUUACCAAAUUCGAAGGAUGUUGCACCAUAUUUAGAAACAUUGCCUGUUUAAAACAAAUAUUCAAAAUGAAAUUAUUUAAAGCAGGGUAAGAAGAUCCAUCCAAUUUCUAGGAAAAAAGUUUUUAAAUAAUUUUUGUGAUUUUUUUUAAUCGUGCACAUUUAAAAGUAUUCAAAGAAGACAAUCAGUGCCUUAAUUAUUUAUUUUAUUUUAGAAUAAGCAUUUAUAGAUUAAGAAAUUUUAUGAAUCUGUGCCAUAAUUAUUACAACCAUUGUAAAUAAGUUGUACUUUUCUCAUUAGAUAUGUGUAAAACUAAAUAAUAAAGAUUUAUUGUCGAACUAAUCA
Molecule: messenger RNA, 1885 nt
Organism: Onthophagus taurus
Lineage: Eukaryota; Metazoa; Arthropoda; Insecta; Coleoptera; Scarabaeidae
Source: RefSeq, a predicted model, not a curated record